Diaporthe citri is the source of this 1449-nucleotide messenger RNA. RefSeq lists its product as uncharacterized. Gene Ontology annotation, molecular function: acyltransferase activity, transferring groups other than amino-acyl groups. Gene Ontology annotation, biological process: polysaccharide biosynthetic process. Gene Ontology annotation, cellular component: membrane. Bases 1 to 1449 code for a protein of 482 amino acids. NCBI's taxonomy places the organism in Eukaryota, Fungi, Ascomycota, Sordariomycetes, Diaporthales, Diaporthaceae. The transcript has a single exon. The record is from RefSeq and is a predicted model, not a curated record.
AUGUCUCCCGAAGCUCUACUCCCCAGUUUUGUCGCCGACGCGAUAUGGCCCGACCACAAGUCUCCCCUCCAGACUCAUAGGCUACACUCAACCUCAUACCUCGACGGCCUGCGAGGCGUCGCCAGCUUGCUGGUCUUCUUCUGCCACUACACCGAGGAAAAUCACCCAUACCUAGUACCCACAUACGGCCUGAACAAGGACGGCGAGUCAUCAUUGCUGCAAUUGCCGCUUGUGAGGAUCCUGUACAGCGGGCGGCCCAUGGUUCACAUCUUUUUUGUUAUAUCCGGCUUCGUGCUCUCGUACAAGCCCCUCAAGGCGAUACGCACAAGAGACCUGGAAAAGUGUUACACUGCGCUGUCCUCGUCCACUUUCAGGCGGCCAUUCCGACUCUUUGGGCCAUGUCUGGUUUCGACGGCGAUAAUAGCUGUGAUGAUCCAGUGCGGCUUCAUGUACAGGCCUCUGCCGAGCCUCUGGAGGCAAUUCCUGGCCUGGAUCGACGCCAUGUUCCACAGCGUCACCUGGCCAUGGGCCUGGGACUUUGACCUGCGACCUGCCUUCGACAUCCACCUAUGGUCGAUUCCAAUCGAGUUCGCCCACUCGAUGCUGCUGUUCCUAACCAUCCUCAUGGUCGCCAGGUUGCGGACGCGGGCGCGCCUGGCCAUCGAGGUGCUCCUGAUCGCCUACGCCGUCACAUGCGGGAAGUGGGCGGCAUUUGAGUUCUGGGCGGGCAUGCUACUGGCCGACAUACACAUCAAGCGGACGGCGCAGAUGAAGCGCUACGAAUCCAUUGACUCGAUUUCGGCCUCGUCACCAGGCACGUUACCCCCGAUAAUAGACAACCCGAUCCUGCAUUACUGCGUGCACGGCACCAUUUUCCUGGCCUGCAUCUUCACCGGCGGCUGGCCCAACUUCGACGCCGACAGGACUCCCGGCAUCCGAUGGCUGCUGGCGCACACGCCCUCGUCCUUCCCACCGGUGGACAACGUCACGCCGCAGAAGUUCUGGUUCGCAGUGCAGGCGAUCGCGAUGGUCUGGACAUGUGGCGAACUCCAUCCCGUCAAGGAGUUCCUCGAGGGCGAGUUCGCGCAGUACUUGGGGCACAUCAGCUACGCGAUAUACAUUGUGCACGGGCCCGUUCUCGAAUGCCUCCAGAGGCAGGUGGCGGGCCAGGUUUACGUGGCGCCCAAGGGGACGCCCAAGCUGCCAGGCUAUAGGCCCGAGGUCCUCCCCAGUGGGGUAAAGGGGAUGGUUGGGAUCGACACGGCAAUGCAGAGGACGGUGUGCUGGGCCAUGGGAAUGCUGCUCCUGGGGCCGAUUGUAAUUUGGGUGGCAGAUUUGUUUUGGAGAUUGGUAGAUAUACCCAUGGUCAGGCUGGCCAGGACGAUCGAGACGAAAGUGCUCGACAAUGACGUUGACCUCGGCGCGAGAUCAAACGGCAACGCCCACUAG